GCGACCUAUGCACGCUCGCGUACAACUCCAAAGUAAGUCAUUGUCACCAUGUUGUUUGUCAGUAUUGCUGUCGUGCUCGUUCCCGCUGUUCUGGGCGCUUAUAUCUGCUGUCCCCCUCGCCAGUGGGAGGGCAUGGAGGCCCGGGUGAUUGGCACGGGGCAAAAAGGAGGAACGCUACAAAUAUCAGAGGCUGAAGUUAAAGUGCACUUUGAUGCCACCAACAAGAGAAUGGCCUUUGACGAAAAGUUAACAAUAGACGGGUCUACUGCCAAUUUCAAGAUCAUCCAGCUGUGGGAUAAGAUGGUGGAGUACAUGAUCCAGCAGAGUGGGACGUGUCUUCGUAAACACCUCACCGGUCCGUUCCCUGAUGGUUGUAUCCCGGACACCGCUACCUUGUCUGGACCACAUUUCGAGGGCUCAGUUAAAAACAAGGUCACCUACAACUCCUACCGCAUGGCCAACGCUGCCAAAGGCUUCACCGUCAAUGUGGACAUGACGUCAGACACGUGUGAACCAAUCAGACAGGAGACAUACGGGUUAAUUGGACGUGAAUAUUCCCUUAUCUCAACCCGUUACUACGACAUCGUCGACGGCAUCAAAAACGAUACAGUCUUCAACGUUCCCGCCGCCUGCAAUAACUCCUACUUCAUGGGCGGCCCCGCUUCAAACAUUGGAUCCAUCUUCGGCUGAGGAAUGAUUUCACCAUACUGAUGUCAACCUCCAAACCCAAACACAGUUUCAAACGUAAAUGUACUUCAACUAAAAUAAAGUACACAUACACAACCAUUGAACCAUUA
Haliotis rufescens (red abalone) is the source of this 797-nucleotide messenger RNA. Its product is annotated as ependymin-related protein 1-like. The transcript has 6 exons. Gene Ontology annotation, biological process: cell-matrix adhesion. Gene Ontology annotation, molecular function: calcium ion binding. Gene Ontology annotation, cellular component: lysosome; extracellular region. Bases 49 to 690 code for a protein of 213 amino acids. NCBI's taxonomy places the organism in Eukaryota, Metazoa, Mollusca, Gastropoda, Lepetellida, Haliotidae. The record is from RefSeq and is a predicted model, not a curated record.